Molecule: messenger RNA, 1506 nt
Organism: Microcebus murinus (gray mouse lemur)
Lineage: Eukaryota; Metazoa; Chordata; Mammalia; Primates; Cheirogaleidae
Gene: PAX7
Product: paired box 7
Biological process (GO): anatomical structure development; regulation of transcription by RNA polymerase II
Molecular function (GO): DNA-binding transcription factor activity, RNA polymerase II-specific; RNA polymerase II cis-regulatory region sequence-specific DNA binding
Source: RefSeq, a predicted model, not a curated record
AUGGCGGCCCUUCCCGGCACGGUCCCGAGGAUGAUGCGGCCGGCUCCGGGGCAGAACUACCCGCGCACGGGAUUUCCGCUGGAAGUGUCCACUCCACUUGGCCAAGGCCGGGUCAACCAGCUUGGAGGGGUCUUCAUCAACGGGCGACUGCCUAACCACAUCCGCCACAAGAUAGUGGAGAUGGCUCACCAUGGCAUCCGGCCCUGUGUCAUCUCUCGCCAGCUGCGUGUCUCCCAUGGCUGUGUCUCCAAGAUUCUCUGCCGCUACCAGGAGACGGCCAUCCGGCCUGGGGCCAUCGGCGGCAGCAAGCCCAGACAGGUGGCGACCCCGGAUGUGGAGAAAAAGAUCGAGGAGUACAAGAGGGAAAACCCGGGCAUGUUCAGCUGGGAGAUCCGGGACCGGCUGCUGAAGGACGGCCACUGUGACCGCAGCACCGUGCCCUCAGUGAGUUCGAUUAGCCGCGUGCUGAGAAUCAAGUUCGGGAAGAAAGAGGAGGACGACGAAGCGGACAAGAAGGAAGACGACGGCGAGAAGAAAGCCAAACACAGCAUCGACGGCAUCCUGGGUGACAAAGGGAACAGGCUGGACGAGGGCUCGGACGUGGAGUCGGAGCCCGACCUCCCGCUGAAGCGCAAGCAGCGCCGCAGCCGCACCACGUUCACGGCCGAGCAGCUGGAGGAGCUGGAGAAGGCCUUCGAGAGGACCCACUACCCCGACAUCUACACCCGCGAGGAGCUGGCGCAGAGGACCAAGCUGACCGAGGCGCGCGUCCAGGUCUGGUUCAGUAACCGCCGCGCCCGUUGGCGUAAGCAGGCAGGAGCCAACCAGCUGGCGGCGUUCAACCACCUCCUGCCGGGAGGCUUCCCGCCCACCGGCAUGCCCACGCUGUCCCCCUACCAGCUGCCGGACUCCACCUACCCCACCACCACCAUCUCCCAAGACGGGGGCAGCACCGUGCACCGGCCGCAGCCCCUGCCGCCGUCCACCAUGCACCAGGGCGGGCUGGCCGCGGCCGCCGCUGCCGCGGACACCAGCUCCGCAUACGGAGCCCGCCACGGCUUCUCCAGCUACUCCGACAGCUUCAUGACCCCCGCGGCGCCCUCCAACCACAUGAACCCCGUCAGCAACGGCCUGUCCCCUCAGGUGAUGAGCAUCUUGAGCAACCCCAGCGCGGUGGCCCCGCAGCCGCAGGCCGACUUCUCCAUCUCCCCGCUGCACGGCGGCCUGGACUCGGCCACCUCCAUCUCGGCCAGCUGCAGCCAGCGGGCCGACUCCAUCAAGCCGGGGGACAGCCUGCCCACCUCCCAGUCCUAUUGCCCGCCCACCUACAGCACCACCGGCUACAGCGUGGACCCCGUGGCUGGCUAUCAGUACAGCCAGUACGGCCAGACUGCUGUUGAUUACCUGGCCAAAAACGUGAGCCUGUCUACACAGCGGCGCAUGAAGCUCGGGGAACACUCCGCAGUGCUGGGACUCCUGCCCGUGGAAACCGGCCAGGCCUACUAG